Messenger RNA from Penaeus vannamei (Pacific white shrimp), 1096 nucleotides. NCBI's taxonomy places the organism in Eukaryota, Metazoa, Arthropoda, Malacostraca, Decapoda, Penaeidae. The record is from RefSeq and is a predicted model, not a curated record.
UUUAUCUGCUUGCGAAUGCAGUGACCGCGAAACCACAGCACACCGUUGGCCUUCCUGUCCCUCAAGUCACUUCCCAGGAAAACCCAAGAUGCUGAAGGGACUUUCCUCACACACGCGGCUUCACACAUACUCAAAGAUCCUCCAGAGACUUUCCGGCAGUUGGAAAUCGCCAUUAUCCAGCCGGAAUUCGAGCAGAACGCCGCCAAAUGACGGUCCCGCAGCGCCUCCAACUCGGCCAAAAGGAGACGUCAUCUUUGGCGCCGCUUGUGCCGGAUACACGACCUUUUUACUCCUGGUGGCCGGGCGACUCGUUCACACCCUUCGGAAGAGGAGAGAGGAAGGGCGGCGCCUCGCGAUGGCCGGGCACGUGGCGGAGGCAGGCGGCGACGCCCCCUCGGCCUGGGUCGCGGCGCCGGGCAGGAAAGCGAGCAGCUCGCUCCUCUGGAUCGAAAGCUUUGGCGGCGAGGUCAAGGUCUUUGAGCUGGUCGUCGAGGGCUCCCAAGAGGGGUCGUGGGAAAAGGAGAGCAAACGCUGGAUUGAAACGAGGGGAACAAAGGAAGAUAUGGCGAUAGUCGAAGGAGCGAGUGGAGGCGACCAUUCAGCGAGAUCCUCAGUAGCAGCGGCUCCUCCUGAAGGGUCGUCGGCCUCGAAGGAUCUCAGGGCCUCCUCUUCCAGGGAGAAGGAAUGCCGGCCGCUCGACUCCUCCGCGACCGCCGAUUGGCCUCCGGAAAGGGUGCCCGUUCCCGAAGGAGGCGCUGCAGGAGAAGAACUUGCUUUGGAGAAGGAGCAAGCGGAUCGUAACGAAGGUGAGUCCACUUUGUUCUUAUUUUUAUUCACUUUAAUUUUUUUUUCUCCUUUCCUUCUUCUUUUCUUUCUUCACCUUCCUCGCCUCAGUCUUCGUAUUUCCCAUCACAUAUUUCUCUCUUAUUCACGUGUCCUUCCUUUCAUUCUUCUCCGUCUUCGUUUUCAUUUCUCUUCGUUUCUUCUUCUGCUCUUUCAUCGUCCCCCUCGACCUGUUAUCUUAACUUUCUCCUCUUCUUUUCCUAUUCAUCUUCUGAUAUUAAACAUUUUUUUCAUCCUCCUUGUUUUACGUUGA